AUGACAGUAUCCUACAACUUGGAUGUCUCAUCUGCAUCCAUCUUUUCGUUUCUUCGUUUGCAGUUGAGAUGGAAGGGCUCAAUUUGGAAGUAUCUUCUCAAGGAACUAUUCUUCUUCAUCCUGGCAUUCGGAGUCGUCUCUGGAGUCUACAGAAGCAAUCUGAUAAUUGGAGAAAAUACACGGAAAAUAUGGGACAACUUUGCUGCUCUGUUCGAUCAAACCAUGGAGUUCAUUCCACUUACUUUCAUGCUCGGAUUCUUUGUAACAAUCAUUGUUAGACGAUGGAAUGAUAUUUUCGCUAAUCUUGGAUGGGUUGAUAACACAGCCAUCACCAUUGCUAAUUACAUCAGAGGAACCGAUGAUCGUACCAGAAUGAUUCGUCGCAACGUCAUUCGAUACAUGGUACUCACUCAAGUACUGGUAUUUCGUGACAUCUCUCUUCAAGUCCGUCGUCGCUUUCCAACUUUGGAAUCAAUCGUUUUAGCAGGAUUUAUGCUAGAACAUGAAAAAGAGAUGCUCUGCAACGUGGCUUGCAAGUAUUCCAAGUACUUUGUCCCAAUCCAAUGGAGCACUGGACUCCUGGUCGAAGCACGCACAGAAGGAAAAAUUGCAGCUGACCUUCUCAUGAAUGAGAUCGGAAAGAAUAUUAUCGAGUUCAGAAAGGGAUUAGCUUUGUUGAGCAACUACGAUUGGGUUCCUAUUCCGUUGGCGUAUCCGCAGGUUGUGUUCCUCGCUGUACGUUCCUACUUUUUCAUGGCUCUCAUUGCUCGUCAAUCGGUGCUUCUCGAUGGCAAAGAUCCAGAACAACCCAGUAUUCUCUAUCCAAUAGUUCCAUUCGUCAUGUCCGUUCUUCAGUUUAUUUUUGUCGUUGGGUGGAUGAAAGUGGCAGAGAGCAUGAUCAAUCCGUUGGGAGAGGAUGACGAUGAUUUUGAGUGCAAUUUCUUGCUGGACAGAAAUUUGGCGAUCGGCCUGAUCAUCGUAGAUGACUGCUACAAUCAGAUUCCAACAGUGGAGAAGGAUGUGUUCUGGUGUUCCGAUGUAGAGCCUCUCUAUUCAGUAGACACUGCAAUGAUCCCCAAGAAUCCACAGAUUGGAUCAGCAGCCAACUAUGAAGUAAAAACCGACGAGGAAGAAGUGAUGAUGAUGCCGCAUAUGGAUGACGUGGAUAUGUUCGAUUUCGAGUCUACCAAUCACCUAAUUCCACGAAAGACGUUCUCUGUGAUCUCCAUUCAACGUCCAUUUGGAAGUCGAGCCAGUUUGGCAUCCAGAAAGCGAAGCAUGAUGUUUGAUCAAUUGAGAGGAAGAAUGGCAAAGAAACAAAACCGAAACAACAUGUUCCAAAAUUCAGCGUCCCAGGCGACCCUUCACUACAACUUUGAAUCCCAAGCACCCAGUGAAAUCAACCUAUCCACUCUCGAAAUGACGGCACCUAAACGGAAGACGUCUACGGGAAAACUGGGGUCUACUAGUGAGUCGAAUCACUGCUUCCUCAAUGUGGCCGAAGAGCAACACAAACUGUCGGCAGAAGUCCUUCCGAUUGUUCUGGAAGAGGACGAAGAGAGAUCAAAGAUGCUGGAAAAGGACAAGACAAAGUUCAGUAGAGUAAUCGGGGUUAAUCGUGAACAAAAUACGGGAAAUGCCCCCUGGUGUGGGGAUACGAUCCCGUCGAAGCGACGAACCAGAGAAAGCGGCUCCCGUUCUGGACGCUCCAAAUCUAGCAGUCGUUUUUCGACGUUCAUCCAAGGGGGGGGGGGGGGGCAGAAGGCGCUCCGUUCUGCACGCUCGACUUCACGCGGUCGUCGUUCAAAUUCAAAGCGAUCCCGCAGAUCCUCCCGCUCUCGAUCUCGAUCAGUGUCCACUGCCAGAGAAUCAAGCCGCCGCCGUGUUCGACGUGCCUCCAAAGCCAGUCGUUGUGACAGAAGCAGAAGCAGAAAUCGUUCCUCGUCCCGUCGACCAUCUUCUCGCCGUUCAGCAAGGAGAAGCGUCUCAAGACUUUCGAACCGUCGGACCACUCCAAAAGUGAGCCGUUCAAAGUGGGUUACCUAA
Messenger RNA from Caenorhabditis briggsae, 2046 nucleotides. The transcript is spliced from 14 exons. The record is from RefSeq and is a predicted model, not a curated record. Lineage: Eukaryota; Metazoa; Nematoda; Chromadorea; Rhabditida; Rhabditidae. Gene Ontology annotation, molecular function: chloride channel activity. The coding region runs from base 1 to 2046 and encodes 681 amino acids.